UGUGUGUGCGGUGUGAGCGCACGCGCGCGCGUGUCAAGCUCUCCGGCUGUCAACAGCAGCACGCGCUUCUUCUUCACCUUCACCUUCACAACACACACACACACACCAGCGACAAAACAGACGACACUCGCGCACAGACAGUAGCUACCAGCGACAACUGAGUUUUAGGUCUCUAGUAAUGCACCGCUAGAAAUGUUUUUAAAAUUAAAGCAAUGCGAACCAUCUGCGUCAAAAUGGACUGGUGUACGGGCGAACUAACGUGAAACCAUCCUCAAAUUGAUUUAGUUGAGCGUUGUAGCCUACUUGAACGUGGGACGGGAUGGUCUGAAGUAUUGUGUUUACUCUUGAAGCUUUUACAUUGAAGCACAAUGUUCACGUUUGACAGCAGUGCCUAACAUUUGAUCUGCGCCGUUUGUGCUGAAUAUGACAGAGGACAUUAUGACGGCUGUGCGCGGAAAUCUUUCUCAAACAGCAAGUGCUUCGGGACAAAAAGAUAGCGGACAAACUGCUCCGACAAACGGGGCGAUUCCUCCCUCCUCAGCGGCGGCGGAACUCAGCGAAGACUCCUCGUCCUGCACCAGCGAACUGACCCGCACGUGGCUGCCGUUCGCCAAGACCUUCGUCAUUAUCUUCCCCAUAUAUGUAUUGGGUUAUUUUGAGUUCAGCUUUAGUUGGCUUUUAAUCGCACUCACAAUGUAUUUUUUUUGGAAGAGAAACAUGAAGUGUAAGAACACGAGGCUGAACAGAUCACUCUCCUUUUUUGAGCAAGAGGCUGUUAAACAGGAGCUGGAGGCAAUUGAGUUGCCAUCAUGGGUUCAUUAUCCAGAUGUGGAGAGAGUUGAGUGGCUAAAUAAGACAGUGAAACAGAUGUGGCCUUAUGUGUGUCAGUUUGUGGAGAAGCUGUUUAAAGGAACAAUCGAGCCAGCCAUCAAAGAAGCCAAUGCCCACCUCAGUACAUUCAGCUUCACCAAGAUCGAUCUCGGAGAUAAGCCUCUCAGGAUUAACGGGGUCAAAGUUUACUCUGAGAACGUCGACAAACGGCAGAUCAUCAUGGACCUUCAGAUCAGCUAUGUUGGAAAUACUGAAAUCGAUGUGGAUAUCAAAAGGUACUACUGUAGAGCAGGGAUCAAAAGUAUACAGCUACAUGGAGUUCUGCGUGUGAUUCUUGAACCGCUUUUGGGGAAUAUGCCGCUGGUUGGUGCUCUAUCCCUGUUCUUCCUCAAGAAACCACUGCUGGACAUAAACUGGACAGGCCUCACAAACAUAUUGGACAUCCCAGGGCUUAAUGGAUUUUCAGACCACAUGAUCCAGGAUAUUAUCAGCACUUACAUGGUGUUGCCCAAUAGGAUCACUGUACCCCUGAUAGGUGAGGUUGAACUGGCACAGCUUCGUUUCCCUAUGCCAAAGGGAGUUCUAAGGAUUCAUUUUCUUGAGGCUCAGAAUCUGGAAGUUAAGGACACAUACCUGGGCGGGUUGAUCAAAGGCAAGUCUGACCCAUAUGGCAUGCUGCUUGUCAGCAACCAGGUCUUUAGAAGCAAGACCAUCAAAGAAUGUCUGCACCCCAAAUGGAACGAGGUGUAUGAGGCACUAGUAUAUGAACAUUCAGGACAGCAUCUGGAAAUAGAGCUUUUUGAUGAAGACCCAGAUAAAGAUGACUUCUUGGGCAGUCUAAUGAUCGACUUGAGUGAGCUUCAUAAAGAACAGAAGGUUGAUGAGUCUGGGAAGAAAGUGAGCAUAGAUCCAAAUCCUUUUGUCAAACUGACUGUUGGACAAAAGAUGUAUACAAGCAAGGUUAGGUAUAAAACUUCUGAGCCGUUGUGGGAGGAGGCCUUUUCCUUCCUUAUCAACAACCCCCGCACUCAGGAACUGGAAAUUGAGGUGAGGGAUAGUAAGCACAAGUGCUCUCUGGGUUGUGUGCGGGUGGCACUUGGUUCUCUCCUGAAGGAGGCGGACAUGACGCAAAAUCAGCAGUUCCCCCUGCAGAACUCUGGCCCCAACAGCACCCUCAAACUCAAAAUGGCUCUCAGGGUCCUCUGUUUGGAAAAGGAGGUCACGUCCAGCCAACCAUCAUCUGUCCGAGUCAGACACACAAGUCAAAAUAACACUUACGUGUCCCCUCAAUCUCAAACAGCUACUAGCUAUAGCAACUCCACAGUCAUCCAGACGUCACACAACCCACCUUGUACCCCUCCACCGGACACCCCUCAAGGGAAAAGAGGAUCGGAUGGCUCCCCGGUGCGGCUUGCGGAGGUAGGCCGCAGUGUUUCCAGUCUAGUGAUAAGCAGCUCGCACAAGCAUCAGACUCACAGAGACUCUACUCCUAGUCUGGCCUCUGACAUUUCACUGCCCUGUGCCACAAUGGAACUGCAGCAGCGGUUACAGCAGCUACAAAACGGCUCUGGGCUGAGCCAAUAUCCGCUUGGUGAAGUCCAGCUCACUAUUCGACACAGCUCACAGAGGAAUAAACUUAUUGUAGUGGUUCAUGCUUGCAGAAACCUCAUAGCACUGACCAGAGAUGGCUCAGACCCAUACAUCCGCCUGUACCUGUUACCAGACAAGAGCCGGAGUGGCCGCAGAAAAACCAGUACACUCAAGAAGACGCUCAACCCUGUCUAUGACCACUCCUUCGAGUUCAGUGUGUCAAUAGUGGAACUGCAUAGGAGGACACUUGAUGUUGCUGUGAAAAAUGGAGGAGGACUGCUGUCCAAACACAAAGUGCUACUGGGCAAGGCACUUGUGGACUUGGCAAGUGAAGAAAUUUCUAAAGGAUGGACUCGAUGGUAUCAACUGACUGAGGAUGGAUCGAAGAAGAUAAUUCAGAUGUAGUGGUGGUCCGUGCAAGAAGCCAGGAAAGAAUGAAACGGGCUGAUAACUGGGACAUGUCACAGCCCGCACAGGAUCACAUAGAAUCUUUAGUAGCAGAAGAGGAGCGUUGGAUUAACUAAACCAGGCUACUUCUACUGGGAUUUACACUGGCCUACAAACUCUCUUAUCAUUUAAUUCAAUUAUUAGGGUUUGCACACAUUUAUUUCUCCAGUAGAUAAAAAUGGUUGUCAAUCUAUAAUACAACAUAAACAAAAGAAUCAUUUAGAUUCAUGAAUACACUCUCUUUAUUGGAUUUAAGAUAUUUUGAUAAUAUUCUGAAACUUUUGGGUUUAGUACUACAUUUUUAAUGCUGCAUUUUGUAAACUAUUAGAAUCACAACAGAAAAAAAAAUAUUGAAAAAAUAGUUGGAAAGGCAGACAUUUUACUUUUACAUUGUUAUUUGUUGUGUCAGCAAAUAACACAAAGCACAUGGCCAAAGAGGUAUAGGGCCACAUUUGCAAAAGAAAAACACUACACAUGUAUGUAUGUAUGUAUGUAUU
Messenger RNA from Pimephales promelas (fathead minnow), 3365 nucleotides. Lineage: Eukaryota; Metazoa; Chordata; Actinopteri; Cypriniformes; Leuciscidae. The record is from RefSeq and is a predicted model, not a curated record.